GACAGCAAUGGAUGUACGGAUUAUUUCAGUCUUAUUCAAUCCUUGUGUGAGAGGGUUUUUUUUUUGUAUUUUAGUAGGGGGAAAGUCUGCUAUUAACCAUAAUGUAGUGAACAACUUAGUGGGAAAGAAUCCAGGGUUGUCAGAAAUUCUGCCCUAAUUUAUCCCGUCCUUUAAGCUGUCACUUUGAUAAGCACAAGCUGAAAACAAAUGUUUCCAAAAAUGGCUUGACAGAUGUAGGUAUUCUGCGAACUCCAUUCCUCAAGCUGAUAUAAAUGUAAUAGAAGGUGAGAUCAUUUAACUUUUACAAAGAAGCUUUUACAAAUCCUCACCAUCUCCUGUUCCCUUGGCCACCUGCAGUAAGUUGUUGUUGCUACAACCUACAACUGAGAGAUACGAUGUGUGAUGAAGAUGAAACCACUGCUCUUGUAUGUGAUAAUGGCUCUGGGCUUUGCAAAGCUGGCUUUGCAGGGGAUGAUGCACCAAGGGCUGUUUUUCCAUCGAUCGUUGGACGUCCUCGACACCAGGGUGUUAUGGUAGGAAUGGGUCAAAAAGACAGUUACGUUGGGGAUGAAGCCCAGAGUAAAAGAGGGAUCCUGACACUGAAAUACCCCAUUGAGCAUGGGAUCAUCACUAACUGGGAUGACAUGGAAAAGAUUUGGCAUCAUUCUUUCUAUAAUGAACUUCGUGUUGCCCCAGAAGAGCAUCCUGUGCUGCUGACUGAGGCCCCCUUAAAUCCUAAGGCUAACCGGGAAAAAAUGACUCAGAUCAUGUUUGAGACAUUCAAUGUACCUGCUAUGUAUGUAGCAAUUCAGGCAGUUCUUUCUCUAUAUGCAUCUGGUCGAACCACUGGAAUUGUUCUGGACUCUGGGGAUGGUGUCACACACAAUGUACCCAUCUAUGAAGGUUAUGCUUUGCCCCACGCCAUCAUGAGGCUGGACCUGGCAGGCAGAGACCUCACUGAUUAUCUCAUGAAAAUUCUCACAGAAAGAGGAUAUUCUUUCGUCACCACUGCGGAGCGUGAAAUUGUGCGGGACAUAAAGGAGAAGCUUUGCUAUGUGGCUUUGGAUUUUGAGAAUGAAAUGGCAACAGCCGCUUCCUCCUCUUCUCUUGAGAAGAGUUAUGAGCUUCCUGAUGGGCAAGUCAUCACCAUUGGGAAUGAAAGAUUCCGAUGCCCAGAAACUCUCUUCCAACCUUCAUUCAUAGGAAUGGAAUCUGCAGGUGUUCAUGAAACCACUUAUAACAGCAUUAUGAAAUGUGAUAUUGACAUACGUAAGGAUCUCUAUGCUAAUAAUGUGCUCUCUGGGGGAACAACAAUGUACCCUGGUAUUGGUGAUCGCAUGCAGAAAGAGAUCACAGCUUUGGCUCCAAGUACUAUGAAGAUUAAGAUGAUCGCACCACCAGAACGUAAAUACUCUGUCUGGAUUGGGGGCUCAAUCUUGGCUUCUCUGUCUACCUUCCAGCAAAUGUGGAUCAGCAAAGAUGAAUACGAGGAAGCUGGUCCUUCCAUUGUCCAUCGCAAAUGCUUUUGAGUACACUCAUGAUGUGCCAUCAAUGAUAAGUAACGGUGGUUCUCUACACCACAUUCCCCCUUGUGGGAAGUACAUGCUUUAGGCUUCCUUCUAUUGCUUAUUAAAACACAAUAAAUGGUUAUCAUGCCAAUUAGUAUAUUGUUUGUCUUGUUUCUGAACGAGGAAAAGACACUGUAAUUUAACAUGCAAUUGACAGAUGCCUUCCAAGAGUAAUUAUAGCAAUAAAACAAUAAAUUCUGUAGAACUUUUCCUUCAUGAAACUCAGAGCAUUUUAGAAACAUUCAUGAGUUAAACCUCACAAAGUUGCUGUGGUGUUGAUCAGUAUUAUUACCCUCUUUUACUGAUGGAGAAUCUGAAGUGCACAAAAAUUAAAUGGUUUCUCCAAACAUAUAGGUAAAAAUUCUCCCCUUGUGCAGAGACCCUGCACAAAGUCUAUGCACCCUGUAAGCGUUGUUUUGAGUAUUAUAUGAUGCAUAGCUUUUUUGCUGUCCCUCUGUAUAGGGAUGAAUUUCACCACAGUGAGAAAGUGGCAGACACAGCAAAUUUGGAUGGAUCUAAAGUGCAAAGUCCUUUGUGCAGAAGUUGCAUAUAAUCUUUUCCUUUGCUUCCCAUGAUUGUUUGGCAGGAACCCAUGCUACCGGUCAUGAGUGUCAACAAACUGUAGUGGUUUUGUGCCGUAAUUACAUGUACCAGAUUAAUUUACCUGUCACACAUUGUUCUGCUUACAUGUCUCUUUUUUUAGCAGUUAAUUGAUUUUAAUUAACUUGCUACCACUGUCCUUCUUAUGCCAAAGAAAUGAAUACUGAGUAAAUAAGAAGACUUUCAAAUGUGUUAUCAAACUCUUCUGGUUUAAUGGAUCAAUAAAAGUGUAAUUAUCCAUGCUAAAGUGAUUUACUUUAAUUAUAUAGUGACC
Molecule: messenger RNA, 2442 nt
Organism: Mauremys reevesii (Reeves's turtle)
Lineage: Eukaryota; Metazoa; Chordata; Testudines; Geoemydidae
Product: actin, aortic smooth muscle-like
Exons: 9
Coding region: 396-1529 (377 amino acids)
Source: RefSeq, a predicted model, not a curated record